Messenger RNA from Paramecium tetraurelia, 1014 nucleotides. RefSeq lists its product as uncharacterized. Lineage: Eukaryota; Ciliophora; Oligohymenophorea; Peniculida; Parameciidae. The record is from RefSeq and is a predicted model, not a curated record. The transcript is spliced from 2 exons.
AUGCAAAGUAUAAAGUAGCUAUUAAUGGAUGUACUAGAUAUUAUUGACAAAGUACUAUCAUUUUCAUUCUAGGAUGUCGUAGAAACUUAUCAAUAAAUGAAUAAAUCGACUACCCAGGAGAUUUGUGGAUAGUCUGAAAUAUAGUAAUAUGAGUACAUACUUCAAAUUGUAGCCUACUUGAAUCGCAUCAAGAUGCUCUUUGAAGAAUAACUAAAUGAACAUAUUAACAAUGAUUAUGAAUCAAUCAUCCAAAAUCUUGAAGCUUCAAUACGGUCCCAUAUAAGAGUUGAACAAUAAUAGAAAUUGCAAAUCGAAGUAUUGAUGCAGAAACUAGAAGAAAUUACUCUCGAGAAAGAUCUCCACAUACAACAACAACAAGAUAAAAUUCGAUCACUAGAAUUGAUUAUAAAUGUAUCUAUCCAACUUUUCUAGGAUUAAAACAAAAAGCUAUAAGAAAAUUCUCCUGUCGAAAUUAUCCAUAAGAAAAGUCCUUCCGCCUUUUUUGAGAGACUCGGAAAAUUCGUACAAAACAAGGCUUCAAAGAAUACCCAAAAUUCUACUUAUGAGACGAAUCUCAAGACUUUCUUGAAGGCUUGUCACACAGAUGCUGAUCGGUCUUUGUCCAAAGGAAGGAGACAUCUGUCAGCAAAACGAGAAUUUGGGUUGCAGCGAAUAAAUGAUGAAACCCAACCAUUUCCAGAAUCAAAACUUACUGAAACUGAAAGAUUAAGAGAAAAUGGGCGACACAAACUAUAAAGGUCAGAUAAAUCCAAUGAAUUGUAACAUUAAACAUCUGAGAAAUAAUUGUAGAUGAAUAAAUAUAAAGCAUUUACUAAGGUUUAUUAAAUCAAUAUUCUCUUGUAGUUUGACAUCCAGAAACAGGAAUAAACAGUUUCUAGUUAGAGUUUUGAAUAAGUAGGUAAGAAUUUAAUUGCAUUGUAAAAAUAAAUAUCAAAUGGUCGCUUAAAAAAUACUUAAGGAACUUAAUUACUUAAAUUUUUAUAAAAGAAAUGA